AUGCGCGAAGUCGUAAGAAGCGACCCUGAGCAUCAAAGCCGCUCAGCUUGGGAACGACUGGCCGAGGCAGUGGAAAGACACCCUGACUAUUUGGCACUAAUCUGCGCGCACCAACGAGCUGGUCUCUAUGGGCUUGGAGACAAGAAAGAAUAUGGUCAAUGGAGUUAUGGGGAGUUGUAUGAAGGGAUCAUCCGCCUUUCUGCCUCGUUGGAGUUGCUGGGUCUAUCGAGUGAUUGUCUGCUUUUUGUGAUCCUCGGUAACAGUUUGGAGCAUGUCCUCACUACCUGGGCUGGAUACAGACUCAGCUGCAUCCAUGUCUCCGUUCAUCCCAAUACGUUGUCCAACUCGGUGGAAGCCCGCCAUGUCGUCCAAACCGUUCUCGAUAACCGCCCCAGCCCAAAGGCCGCCGUCUUUGUUCAAGAUAGAGCCGCGGCCGAACAUUUUGAUCAGCUAUUUCCCCAGCUAGAUGUGAUCAAGAUUGUCAUCGGACAUGGCCAGCCGGUUUCUUCUCCAUGGACAAGUUUCGACCAGCUCAUGCAAUCUAGAAAAACUUCAUCGGGCCCAUCAACAUUACCCCCGUCACGCGAAACAUCCAUCUUUUUCUCUAGCGGAACGACAUCGCUGCCCAAACCAUGCAAGAUGGAUGUUCCUGCCUGGAUCAGCUCUCUAGCGAGUGGGUCAACUUUCGGCUUAGUACGCCCAGGAGACCGACUGAUGUCUCUCGUUCCAUGUAGCCAUGUGCUUGGCUAUAUGGGGCAGAUGUUUGCCCUGACACAUGGGGCUACACUCGUCUACCCAUCUUAUUUGGCCUUUGAUCCACGUACGACGAUCGAUACACUUCGCAAUGUCCCCUGCAAAUACAUAGUCAUGGUAUCAGCGCUGGUGCAUGCCUUCAUCAGUGCGGACCUCAGCUCGACCCCACUUCCUCCGAUUGACACAGUCAUAUUCUCCGGAAUGACACUGUCCACUGCUGUAGCUAAGGAAUUUCAGUCCAGAGUGGGCACGCGAGCGAUCGAGAAUCUAUACGGUAUGACGGAGGGGGCGUUUUGCGCGACCGGCCCAGUGGAAGACCUCGACAGUAUCUCGCGCGACGGCUUCCUGGCCGCCGGGCGUCCUAUGACAGGCUCGACACUGCGUCUUUGUGCUCCGAACAGCACGGAGCCUCUGCCACCUGGUGUGGCGGGAGAGGUGCACUACAGUGGCUACCAAACUGCUCGAGGUUAUAUCGGCGUGCAGAGCGAUUCAUUCUACAUUGAUGCGAUUGGAUGUUACUGGUGCAAGACUGGCGACCAGGCUAUAAUGUACGAACCGAACGGUCUCGUCUACCCUGUUGGUCGGUACAAAGACCUCAUCAUCCGGGGUGGCAAGAACAUAUCGCCCUCUGCCAUCGAGGCGGUACUCAACCAAGACCCGGAAUUGCACCAGCUCAAUCCUCAGGCCGUGCCUCUGCCAGACGCUGUGGCAGGGGAGGUUCCGGUAAUUGUCGUAAAUCGCGAGAUUGAAAAGCCGCAGGUGCAACACAUCAUGCAUCUGAUUCUAACAGAGAUGGGUGCGGCGUAUGUUCCUGAUAAAGUCAUCCCCAUCCAAGCGCUCGGGGCUGCGAACUAUCCUCGCACGACUUCAGGCAAAGUGCAAAAGGUGAAACUCGCGGCCUUGGUGCGUGAGUAUGCUGCCGCCCGGUCCGAUGCCCCUGUGCCAUCGGCAGCUAGCAACCCCGGAGAGUUACGCAAGCGUGUGGUGCAGCUCUGGGCAGAUGUCUUGGCGGCCACGACCGAAGAACUUGAUGUGCAGGCCGCGCUUUCGGAACGUGUUGAUAGUAUCACCUUGAUGCGCGUGCAUUCCAGAGCGAGCAAGCUCACCGGCAGACAUGUCCCCUUCGCGGCUUGGGCAAGCGCCAAAACCAUUGCGGACCAAAUCCUUCUUCUGGAGACUGCUAAUGGCCAACCGGAAGACGCCUAUCCUACUGCUCACAAUGACGUGCACGCUCGGGUUGGGGGACCUGCAUUGGAGGAUAUGGUGCACCUGAUGGGCGACGCCGGCAGACUCCCGGCUACGCAGGCUUUGGUCCAACAAGCCAUUGCACGCUAUCGGCUCACCUGGGAUGAUGUUGAAGAUGUCUUCCCGGCCACUGAUUUCCAACACAUCAUGCGCCAGGCUCACUUAAUUGACUACUGGGAAUUCUUCGUCUGCAUACACACACGGGGCCAUUCUGUUGCAGAGCUGCGCAAGGCCCUGGAGGUUACGUUACCACUUCAUCCCAUGCUGCGAUCCUUUGUUGUGCAAGGUGAGACAUCCCAGACUCUGCUGGUGACCGUCCGCCCGUCACAAUCAAUUCUGGAGCGCAGCAUUGUCGACUACGGCGAGGUUGCGACAUUGGCCGAUGUGCACGACUUAGUGGUCAAUUUUCCACAAGAGCAUCGGAUCUCCUUACCAGGACCUUUGUUCUGCGGAUUGAUGGUGUACGUAAAGGAGAUAAAGAGUGCCGUCCUCGUUGAAGAUUUCUGCCAUUCUGUCAUGGAUGCGACAUACCAUGAAAUCUUUGAGGAUGACCUAGAGCUCGCGCUGAGCGGGCAGCCACUUCGUGCGCAUGCUUCAUACAAAGCCUGGAAUGAGAGCUAUUACCUGCUGCAGGAUGCUCUAGCUAGCCGACCGGCUUUUGAGUACCAUCUCUCGCAGAUGCACCAAGUGCCGGAUGGACCAGUAGCGCUAUGGCCCACACCUAGCCGCCCACUGAGGACUUUAUCCGGACAAAAAUCGGAAGGGUUGUACCUGCUGGGGUUUCAGCUACCGACGUUGAUGUCUCUGCACCAGCACCAUCCGACUCUGAUGACAUCAGUGGUCCUCAAGACAGCCCUCGCCCUGUUAGCCAUCUUCCACACCAAGCACUCGGAGAUGCUACUCCUCAAUGUUGAAGCAGCACGGGGGCGAUUCCCCUUUCUGCCGUCCUCCUUUCCGCGUGAAGGCCCGCUCGACGGGGCUCGCGUUGCCGGGCCUACACUGACAGGCAACGUAGAGCGGAUCACCUAUGAUCCAAACGAGACAGUACUGCAAUUGCUUUAUCGCGCCCAAGCCCAACAAGCUCUGAUAACGCGUUACGCGAACGCACCGUGGAGGCGCAUUCUUGAGGAAUUGCCUCGUAUGAAAGACCUGUACCCUGCAGUAGCUGAUCACUUGAUCUUCAACUGGACCGGGACAACGACCUUCAAGGCAGACGACAAGAGACGCCUGCACGAGCAUAUUCAGCGGCAGGAGAUCUUCUUUCAGCCUACUUGUGGCUUGAUGGUCGAUGCUGGUGCGUCCGGCAAGGACGGUACUGAUCUCUGUGUCUCCCUCACUGGCGCGGUGGCGAAUAACUCGCUUGACUGGAUUCGUGACAUUGCCCAGGGACUGCAGAAGAUUACGACGUGGCUGACGCAGGAGGAAAAUUGGGGGCGUCCGGUUAGAUUCUUUUCUGAGUGUCUCUAG
This is a messenger RNA of Aspergillus neoniger CBS 115656, 3465 nucleotides long. Its product is annotated as acetyl-CoA synthetase-like protein. Gene Ontology annotation, molecular function: medium-chain fatty acid-CoA ligase activity. Bases 1 to 3465 code for a protein of 1154 amino acids. The transcript has 2 exons. The record is from RefSeq and is a predicted model, not a curated record. Lineage: Eukaryota; Fungi; Ascomycota; Eurotiomycetes; Eurotiales; Aspergillaceae. Gene Ontology annotation, biological process: fatty acid metabolic process.